Penicillium digitatum Pd1 is the source of this 429-nucleotide messenger RNA. RefSeq names its product MFS transporter. The record is from RefSeq and is a predicted model, not a curated record. Gene Ontology annotation, cellular component: membrane. Lineage: Eukaryota; Fungi; Ascomycota; Eurotiomycetes; Eurotiales; Aspergillaceae.
AUGAGCACCGAAACGCAAACAGAAACAAUCAUACUACAGACAAGAGCUUCUACUGAAGCGAUUCCAGCCGAGCAUGAUGUAGCACAAGACUCAAGGCCCGAAGAAACAAAAUGGAUGCAUGCCAAACUCUUCAGCGCAGGACUAUCCUUUUUUGUCGCGGGGGUCAACGACGGAAGUCUAGGAUCGAUCAUUCCCUACGUGAUAUACACCUACGACGUCGGGACAAAUAUGGUCGCCGUGUUAUACGGCACAACUUUCUGCAGCUGGCUAAUCGCCGCCCUCGCGAACGGCAAAAUAACCCAGUACCUAGACCUAGGCCCAAUCCUCAGCCUAGGCGCCGCCGUCCAGGUUCUAGCACAAGUGCUUCGAGUCUGGGCACCCCCAUUCGCACUGUACGCGGUAACCUUGUCUGGGCCAAGCCUACAAUGA